GGCGACGCGUCGCUGUCUGCAGCUGCAGAAACCUGGUGGGAAGAACAUUUUCUAAAAAUGCUCCUCAAACUUCUGGGCCCGGAUAAAGCGGCAGGACACACUGCCUUGAGCUCGGUCACAGACUGCUGUUUUCACGGCUGCAGUGUCAACUAAAAACGAUGCAGUCCCUGCCAGUGGAGGUGGGCAGCAGCUCCGCCCCCAGCGACACACCUGGCUCGGUGGUGCAGGUGUGCUUCCCCAGCGCUCAGGCUUCGGUGCUGGACAGCCUGAACCGGCAGCGGAAGGAAGGCAGACUCUGUGACCUGUCCAUCCACGUCCAGGGACAUGUGUUCAAGGCUCACCGCUGCGUCCUGGCCGCCUCCUCACCUUACUUCCACGACCAGGUGCUUCUGAAGAACAUGUCUACAGUCUCCAUCCCGGCUGUGAUGGACCCGCUGGCGUUUGAGAGCGUGCUGAGCUGCGCCUACACGGGCCAGCUCCAGAUGCUGCGCGAGGACAUCGUGAACUACCUCACUGUGGGCAGCGUCCUGCAGAUGUGGCACAUCGUGGACAAAUGCACCGAGCUGCUGAAGGAGGGACGGGCCACGGUGGGAGGAGGGAGCGCUGCAGGAGGUGGUGUGCAGGACGGGGCCGCUGUCAGUGGAGGAGGAGGGUCUACGAACCCCGGCUGCAGCAGCAGCAACGGUGAGGGUGGUGCAGGCGGUGGUGCAGGCGGUGGAGGUGAAGGUGAAGGCGGAGGUCAAGCCCAGGUCAUCGAGUCCAAUGAGCCCCAACGCGCCUCCCAGCCCCCCAGCCGGCCUUCGGUCAGCGAGAGCCAGUCGCCCAGCAGCACCAACUACUUCAGCCCCAGGGAUGGGAGCAGCUUUGGGGGGAGUGGUGCUGCUGCAGCCGGGGCCUCAGUGGACGGAGGAGGGGCCAGCAACACCCCCGGCUACUGCACGCCGUCCGGAGGAGAGGAGGCCUUUCUCAUUGAGGAAGAGGAGGAGGAGGUAGAGGAGGAAGAGGAGGAGGUGUUGUACCACCAAAGGAAGAGAGGAAGAGUAGGAGGCAGCGCAAGGAGGAAGAAAAUGAGCUCAGUGUCAGAGCAGGAGGUCGGGGUCAGUGAUAGCUUCGGUGUGUCAUCCUACCAGGACGGGGAGGAGUCGGCCUUACCCCCACAGAAGCGUCCCACCUACAGUCAGCCCAGCAUCAUGCCUCGCAAGCAGUGGGUGGUGGUGAAAACCGAGCGCACCGAGGACGACGACCUCAUUGUGGUGUCCGGGGAGGAGGGAGGGGAAGAAGAGGAGGACGAAGAUGAGAGGGAGAUGGAACUGGCCCGAGAACGGGAACGAAGUGACUUCAACAUCUCCAAUGUGAGGAGCCUUUCAGCCGAGCUGGGAGGCAGAGCGGAGAACGACAUGGAUUCACAGGUGGACUACUGCCAGUCUUCAGAAGACUACCUCAAGUUUGAAGGAAGUUUAAUGGACCAGACUUUAGCGCAGCAGCUUCAUGACAGCGCUGCAGGUCAGAGUCAGAGCACUAACCGUGCAGUGUCAGCGCUGCUGGGCCAGGUCCAGUCUGCAGCCUCGGCCCGAGCCCAGCUCUUCCCCCUGGACAUGCAGGGGAACCAGAUCCUCCUAUACAGCCAGGCGUCUGGACUCUCCCUGGAUGCUCCUCCUCCUCCUCUGGGGAUGGCGGGCGGUAUGAUCGGAGGCGCCUCCUUCAAAGGUCCCGGUCUGGAGCACGGCGCGGUCCACCUGUCACUGCAGGGCGGUUUGGGAGUCGACGGGGCCGACAACGGGGGGCUCGGAAGUGGAGGUGGAAGCAGCAACGGCAGCAGCAGCAGUGGAGGUUCAGGGAAAGUGUUCAUGUGUCACUGUGGAAAAACCUUCACGCACAAGAGCAUGAGGGACCGCCACAUCAACAUGCACCUGGACCUGAGGCCCUUCCACUGCCCCGUCUGCGCCAAGAAGUUCAAGAUGAAACAUCACCUCACUGAGCACAUGAAGACGCACACGGGCCUCAAGCCGUACGACUGCCUCGGCUGCGGGAAGAAGUUCAUGUGGCGCGACAGCUUCAUGAGGCACCGCUCACACUGCGAGAGGCGCAGCGGGCUCGGAGAGGGAGGCGAAGGCGGGAGCGGCAGUGAGGGAGGGAGGAGAGGUGGAGGAGGAGGUGACGAUGGGUCGGAUUUGAUGUCCUCCCCCCACCUGCUCCUGUCAGCAGGUGAGGGAGCUCAGGGUGGGAUUCUGGGUGGAGGGGGAGGGAGGGGAGGGGUCAGCGGCAGCAACAACAGCAUGAGUAACAGCAGCGGCUCUGCCCUGAGCAACAACAUGGCCGCCGCAGGGGGGCUCCUGGGGGUGGUCUCUCAUAGCCCCGGUCAGGGUCAGGGGUCAGGGAUGUUCGGCGGUUUAGCGCUGGGUCGAGGUGUGUGCGAUGAGGAUGUGUGUGAGGUCAGCGCCAACGACAGCAGCGUGACUUAAACCUGCGGUGUGUGUUUAGUCCAACGGGUGCCUCUGUCUGAGCUGCCUCUUGUUCCUGCUGCUCUUUUGAUGAUAAACUGUAAAAAAGAAGCGCAGUGUUCCUCUGAAACACUUUAACUGCCAACAUUUAGCAUCGUAAGCAGGAAGUGCACAUUUUGUCAAGAGU
This is a messenger RNA of Sphaeramia orbicularis (orbiculate cardinalfish), 2628 nucleotides long. It is a transcript of the gene zbtb22b, whose product is annotated as zinc finger and BTB domain containing 22b. The transcript has 6 exons. NCBI's taxonomy places the organism in Eukaryota, Metazoa, Chordata, Actinopteri, Kurtiformes, Apogonidae. Gene Ontology annotation, molecular function: DNA-binding transcription factor activity, RNA polymerase II-specific; protein binding; RNA polymerase II cis-regulatory region sequence-specific DNA binding. Gene Ontology annotation, biological process: regulation of transcription by RNA polymerase II. The coding region runs from base 159 to 2462 and encodes 767 amino acids. The record is from RefSeq and is a predicted model, not a curated record.